Messenger RNA from Emiliania huxleyi CCMP1516, 489 nucleotides. RefSeq lists its product as hypothetical. The transcript is spliced from 5 exons. The record is from RefSeq and is a predicted model, not a curated record. Bases 1 to 489 code for a protein of 162 amino acids. NCBI's taxonomy places the organism in Eukaryota, Haptophyta, Isochrysidales, Noelaerhabdaceae.
AUGGCAACGCUAAUGUUUUCUCGUUUUCAUUGGUUUCGGCUGCGCACUCAACCAAGCGCACUCAACCAAGGGUGUGUCGCUCUCAAGCGGACCACCACCGACGCCCACCACGGGCUGAACAUCAUGCACGCCCUCUCCCUCGUCGCCGCGUCGCUCUCGCUCGCGUCGGCGCUCCAGAUCGAGCCCACGCCCGCGGUGAAGCCGCUCCUCAAGCUCCGCGGAGGUCUCGGCGGCAUCGACGCCGGCCAAGUCGCGACAAUCGUGCAGGGCAUCAGCGCCGCCAACGCCGGCGUCAUGUCGCUCGCGCCCAAGAAGGCCGGCGAGAUGUACGGCGUCGCGCUGACCAAAUGGACCGAAUUCUUUGCUCAGUGGUCUGGCAUCAUCAUGUUUGGCCAGGUCCUCACGGCGUACCUCCACGCCGGCGGCAUGGCCCUCCCCGAGGCGCUCGCGUGGGGCCUCCUCCCGUCGUGCCUCUUGAUUAGCUCUUAA